Messenger RNA from Aspergillus nidulans FGSC A4, 867 nucleotides. RefSeq lists its product as uncharacterized. The transcript has 4 exons. NCBI's taxonomy places the organism in Eukaryota, Fungi, Ascomycota, Eurotiomycetes, Eurotiales, Aspergillaceae. Bases 1 to 864 code for a protein of 287 amino acids. The record is from RefSeq and is a predicted model, not a curated record.
AUGCCGACUCCGAGUGACAGCACGCCUAGCUUGACUGCCACGUCGGUCAUCCAGGAGAUUUCCGCUCGCACGACCUGUCCUCCGGAGCCGUUGCCGUCCUGGAGGCAAGAGCUGGAGUCUGCCUCUGUGACCGAACGUGACUCGACUCCCGACAAUGCUCUUUCCCCAGGCGUUGUUUCGCCGCAGCCUGCGUUGUCGCGGGCGGACGAUGCGAUCGCCCGUGCGGAUUCGGAGCCGUUGAAGGUGGAGAUGGAUACUAGUGCUUCUCCCAGCACUAACAUGCACCAGCUUCUUCCCAAUUAUACUUCUUCUUUCUUGCGACCGGGUAGCAAGUUCACUGGCACACAGCAGUCUGAUCGACAGGUUUAUAAUGUCGAUGUGGAAAUCAAGCACGUGGACAUGGCUGAGUCCUACCUUUGCGGUUAUCUCCGUAUCCAAGGUCUUACCGAGGACCAUCCUACCUUGACAACCUUCUUCGAGGGAGAGAUCAUCGGUACGAAGCACACCUUCAAGACCCGAAACGAAUCAUGGGGUGCUUCGGAGAAGACCGACAUGCUUCACUGGGCAAGGUUUCCGGCUUGGCGACCGUUGGCCAAACAAGCGAAGAGAUCCGACUUCACGUAUUGGGAUUUUGCUGAGCGUGACCACAUUUUCAUGCGCUGGAAGGAACAUUUCCUUGUUCCGGACCAUCGUGUACGGACGAUAUCCGGCGCUAGCUUUGAAGGUUUUUAUUACAUCUGCUUCAAUCAAGUGGAAGGGACCGUUUCCGGUAUAUACUUUCAUGCAAAGAGCGAGAAGUAUCAGCAGUUGGACCUCAAACACGUUGAGAAUCACGGCUGCACCCCCGCCAUUGAAUUCCGCUAAUUC